AUGUGGAAGCGCGCCACCUCUCUCCUCCUCGCCCGCCGCUCGGCCAUGGCCUCCGUACGCGCCCCGGUCAUCUUGGGAUCCGCCGGCGCCUCCACGGGCGUCCUCCGCCGAGCGCCCGUCUUCUUCUCCACCCUCGAUGCGGGGCAGGCGAGGAUGCGGGUGGAGGACGUGAUGCCGAUCGCCACGGGCCACGAGCGCGAGGAGAUCGAGGCCGAGCUCCAGGGGAAGAAGAGGUUUGAUAUGGACGCACCCGUCGGGCCAUUCGGCACCAAGGAAGCUCCUGCUGUCAUUCAGUCGCACUUCGACAAAAGGAUUGUUGGUUGCCCUGGUGGUGAAGGAGAGGAUGAGCAUGAUGUUGUGUGGUUUUGGUUGGAGAAAGGCAAGCCACAUGAAUGCCCAGUCUGCACUCAGUAUUUCAAGCUUGAGGUUAUAGGGAACGGAGGAAACCCUGAUGGACAUGAUGAUGACGACGACCACCACCAUCAUUAAGUAUUGGAGAGGGCAUCUCAAUGAAGCAGUGGACCGAUGCCUUUU
Molecule: messenger RNA, 534 nt
Organism: Lolium rigidum
Lineage: Eukaryota; Viridiplantae; Streptophyta; Magnoliopsida; Poales; Poaceae
Product: putative cytochrome c oxidase subunit 5b-like
Exons: 6
Coding region: 1-489 (162 amino acids)
Biological process (GO): mitochondrial electron transport, cytochrome c to oxygen
Cellular component (GO): mitochondrial envelope
Source: RefSeq, a predicted model, not a curated record